This is a messenger RNA of Acanthopagrus latus (yellowfin seabream), 2982 nucleotides long. RefSeq names its product carnitine palmitoyltransferase 2 (gene cpt2). Gene Ontology annotation, molecular function: carnitine O-palmitoyltransferase activity. Lineage: Eukaryota; Metazoa; Chordata; Actinopteri; Spariformes; Sparidae. The record is from RefSeq and is a predicted model, not a curated record. Gene Ontology annotation, cellular component: mitochondrion. Gene Ontology annotation, biological process: fatty acid beta-oxidation. The transcript is spliced from 5 exons. Bases 376 to 2379 code for a protein of 667 amino acids.
AGACCACCCUGCUCUGGAACCACAGAAGAAGAGCGUUUGAGUCACGUGACAGGUUUUGCCGGUUGGACUUCCUGUUGUCACUUCGGUCCUUUUUUCUUAUUCAUUUUGUGCUCAAACGUUUGAGUUAAACUGUGUUUUCGUGACGAGUCGGAGGUCGAUCUCUCUGUCCGAGUCACACGUUUGUGUUUGUUCAGUGUCAAAGUGAUUCAGGAACGAGCACGUCGGCUAAUGCUAGCUGCUAAAUGCUAGCCAGCCGCUAACGUUAGCUAGCUGCUGUGUGUACAACAGUGACAGCUGAGACGCGGAUGUCUCUCUUUUUUUCGCCUUCCUUCCAUCAGCUUUAACCGGUGAGCUUCGGCUUUGCUAGCUCGCACCAUGGCCAGUCUGCUCUCAGCGCAGUGCGUCGCCUCUCUGAGGAAAUCUGGAAACCUAAUCAGUUUAAGCAGCGCUGCUCUGAGCAUCGAUAAGAGACGCUACAGCAGCCACGGAGGGUCUCCAGGAGAGUAUCUGCACCGCAGUGUUGUUCCGUCCAUGCACUACCAGAAGAGUUUACCCAGGCUUCCUGUACCCAAACUGGAGGAUACUAUCAGAAGGUAUUUAGCUGCCCAGAGGCCUCUGUUGGAUGAUGACCAGUUCAGAACUACAGAGAAACUUGCACAGGACUUCCUGAAUGGUGUGGGGAAACAGCUGCAUGAGGAACUGGUGGCUCAGGACAAAAACAAUAAGCACACAAGCUACAUCUCAGGACCCUGGUUCGACAUGUAUCUCUCCGCUCGCGACUCUGUGGUGCUGAACUUCAACCCCUUCAUGUCCUUCAACCCCGACCCAAAGACAGAGUACAACGACCAGCUGGUGCGGGCCACCAACAUUGUGUGUUCGGCAGUGCGCUUCAUGAAAACACUGCGAGCUGGACUGCUGGAGCCAGAGGUUUUCCACCUCAACCCUGCAAAGAGCGACACAGACGGCUUCAAAAAGUUCAUCCGCUGGGUCCCGUCCUCCCUGUCCUGGUACGGAGCUUACAUGGUGAACGCUUACCCCCUCGACAUGUCUCAGUACUUCCGCCUCUUCAACUCAACUCGGAUUCCCAAGCAAGGGCGAGAUGAGCUCUUCACCGAUGAGAAAGGGAGGCAUCUGCUCGUCAUGAAGAGAGGCAACAUGUACGUGUUUGAUGUUAUAGACAAGGAUGGGAAUCUGGCGCAGCCUGCAGAGAUCCAGUCCCACCUGAAGCACAUUUUGUCUGACACGACACCGGCACCUGCCCUUCCUCUCGGGGUCCUGACCAGUGAGAACAGGGAUGUGUGGGCCGGCCUGAGGGAACGGCUGGUAGCAGCCGGAAACACUGAGGAUUUAAGGAUUGUUGACAGCGCUCUUUUCUGUCUCUGUCUUGACGACGAAAAUAUGAAGGACCAUAUUCACAUCUCCCACAACAUGCUGCACGGCGACGGCUGCAACAGGUGGUACGACAAGUCCUUCAGCAUCAUUCUGGCCAAAGACGGACAAGCGGCCAUCAAUUUCGAGCACUCCUGGGGCGACGGUGUGGCAGUGCUCCGCUUUCAGAAUGAGGUGUUCAAAGACACGACAGAGCAGCCGCUGGUCCACCCGGGCUCUGCUGCCGCUGCUGUGGACUCAGCCUCCGCUGUGCGUAGGCUGCAGUUCAACCUGGACGGCGAGCUGGAGAACGGCAUCAAAAAAGCCAAGGAGAACUUUGAUUCAGCUGUAUCCAAACUCACCAUCGAUGCCAUGGAGUUCAAGAAAGGCGGGAAGGAGCAGUUAAAGAAGAGCAAGUUGAGUCCGGAUGCCAUCGCCCAGCUGGCUUUUCAGAUGGGCUACCUGAGGCAGUAUGGGCAGACUGUAGCCACGUACGAGUCCUGCAGCACCGCUGCAUUCAAGCACGGCCGCACAGAGACCAUCCGGCCCGCCACCAUACACACACAAAAAUGUUCGCAAGCAUUUGUUCACCAGCCCGGCCAACACAGCGUGGAUGAGCUGAAGGCCAUGCUCGCUGAGUGCUCCAAGUAUCACGGGCAGCUCACCAGGGAAGCAGCUAUGGGACAAGGUUUCGAUCGUCACCUGUUUGCCAUGCGAUACCUGGCCAACUCAAAGGGCCAGGCUCUGCACAGCCUGUACACAGAUCCCGCCUACGCUGCCAUCAACCACAACAUCCUCUCCACCAGCACCCUCACCAGUCCGGCCGUGAGCCUCGGCGGCUUCGCCCCAGUGGUGCCCGACGGGUUUGGCGUCGGCUACGGCGUCCAUGACGACUGGAUCGGCUGCAACGUGUCCAGCUACCCGGCUCGCAACGUCCACGAGUUCCUGCAGUGUGUCCACAAGUCUUUAGAGGACAUUUUCACCGUCCUGGAGGGAAAACCAGUCAGCUAAGAAACGUGUUUGUCACGAAAGACAAAAAAAAAAAAACGAUCCAUCAUUCUCAGCUUUCAAACUGUUGAUUAACUUCUCUUGGUAAACAUGCAGAGAGUGAGAUGACUAAUAUAUUUUAUAAACCUUAGAAGGAAAAUAGCGAAUCACUGCGAUUAAGUAUACAUGUUUUUUAAGACUGACAUGGUUAGGGGAAAGCUAUUGGAGAUUACUGUACAAAUGAAACAAGUCAGUUUUACUGAGGACACAUCAUGAAAACCACACUGAGCAUCAGAUACUUGAAACACCGGCCUUCCAGAAAUUCUCCAGCCACAUCCACUCUGACAGCAUUGUACUGUAGCCUAAUGUGACUGUUAGCUCUGUUUUAGUUCUACGUAACAGUGACAGCCAAGAUCGGGAAUGCUGGUCGUGUUAUUUAUGAAGUCGGGCUUUUCAGAAGGUGUCUGGAUUAAAGAUCAGACUCUGUGCCUUAUCACAAUGUGAAUUUAAGAGCAUUUACUGAUCUUCACUGUAAUAACCUCACUAAUAACUACAAGUUUGUCAAUUUACAGCCUUAUUGAUGUGGUUGAAUGUCUUUUGAAAUAAAACUUAAUUUAAAUAUUCGCU